AAUACAACCGUUCAACUACAGGAGUUCGUUCAACUUUUGGAGCCAGUAACUUGCAUAGUCGUUCUCAUCCAACGGCAAACAAUUUACAACACACAAUUUAAUUUAUGUUAUGUUUAUUUACUAGCUAUAAAGUAGAAUUAUGAGUAGCGAAAAUAUUAAAAUAAGUGGAUUCUAAUAAAAACCUUCAUAAAAAAAAUUAAAGAAUAAAAUUUUAAUUUAGAAAUAUGCAUAACUCCGAUACAAUAUAAACUAAACUGUACAAUUUACGGUAUUAACUGAUUGCUGACUACCAAACUAUACUUAUUACGUAAAGUAUCCCCAUUCAUUAUCGCAAUCUCGUUUGCAAUUAUAGAAAAUUCACCGUUUCUAUCCUUAUUAAGUAACGUUUACUUUAUCAUCGUCAAUUACUCCCCUGUAUAAUGAACAUUCAACGAUGACUGUUAUAAUCAUUAAUUAGACUAUUACGAUCGCGGAGCCCACCACCUGAUGGCAAUUAAUCGCUAUUAUGACUAUUAUAUCACCAUAACCCUUGCCACUGAAAUCUCGGAAGUUCUACAAUUAAAUGUCAAUUUAGCAAUUAAGCCAAAUAAUCUCCGGAAUUAAACUAACCUUUAAUUAUGACGCAAAUCUCAACCAAACCUUCAAUUUACAACUUACCGUCCUACCUAACGCGAAGAUGGAGUCCCGAGAAUAUCGGAAAAAUAAAACUACGGAAUUAUUCCAUAAUCUGGACAAAGUUAUCUACGUUUUCAGCGGCAUGAACUUCUGGGUAGACGAUAACAAUGUACCGAAGCUAGUUUUCAAUGCGUAUAAGAGAAUUUCAAAAGUUAUAAAUGUAGCAAUAGUUCUGUUCCUGAUGGCAGAGAUAGGGUCAUUCUUCACUCAAAACAAUCUAACGGAAAAACAGAAAGCUGACCGCGUUAUGAUGACGUUUUCACACAUUAUUCUGUAUUAUUUCACACACUCUCUGAUCCAUCGUAAGGAAACUGUAACGGAGAUAUUGUAUACAUUAGCUGUAUCUUUGAAGAAGGAUUUCAACGAUGAGGAGACGGAGAGACUUAUGCUGAAACGUACUAAAAUCUACAUGUGUGUGUUUGUGGCUCUUUGCUGUAUUUCGUUCGUAUUUUACGGUGUAGAAGGAUUAGCUCGGGUAUUGUUUUCAGGUAAGGCAAUAUAUACUAUAUAACUCCUUUUUUAUUUAUUUAGCCCGUUAUAGUGUCGCACUGCUGGGCAAAGGCUUAUCCCCGUGAUCUCCACAGCUCCCGUUGUUGUGCUACUUAAGGCCAGUUAGUGAUGAAAGUGUCUAGGUCUAGUUCGUCCCGCCAUCUCCGUCUGGGCCUGCCAAGUCCUCGCUUAACUUGGGGCAUCCACUUGGUGGUUAUACUAGCCCACCUAUCCGGAUGCAUGCGGCAGACGUCAGACGUCCCGCCCAGUCCCACUUCAGCCACUUCACUCGGUCUUCGCCCCUACGUCAGCUAUGCGUGUUUUGCAGACCAAUGUAGAGUUUCGGAUGCGAUCCGUCCUUGUGACACCUAGAAUGCUGCGCUCCAUUGCUCGCUGGCAAACCUUCAAUUUGGACUUCUGACUCUCGGUGAGCGACCAUGUUUGGGUACCGUAGGUUAGGACAGGCAGAAUACACAUGUCAACGAGUUUACGCUUUAGUGACAUUGGAAAGUCGCCCUUCAGCGGCCAUCAGAAAUUUGCCGCCCCGUUUAUGAUCAACGUUAAUUAAUAGAUAAGAAAAAGUUAAGUAAAAAUGGUAAAAUACAACAAAUAAGUUCAAAAACUAAACUUCGACUGCUGAAAAUCGGGC
This is a messenger RNA of Cydia pomonella (codling moth), 1813 nucleotides long. RefSeq lists its product as uncharacterized. NCBI's taxonomy places the organism in Eukaryota, Metazoa, Arthropoda, Insecta, Lepidoptera, Tortricidae. The transcript has a single exon. The record is from RefSeq and is a predicted model, not a curated record. The coding region runs from base 677 to 1186 and encodes 169 amino acids.